Eublepharis macularius is the source of this 5254-nucleotide messenger RNA. Its product is annotated as zinc finger protein OZF-like. Gene Ontology annotation, cellular component: nucleus. Gene Ontology annotation, molecular function: RNA polymerase II cis-regulatory region sequence-specific DNA binding; DNA-binding transcription factor activity, RNA polymerase II-specific. Gene Ontology annotation, biological process: central nervous system development; regulation of transcription by RNA polymerase II. Bases 117 to 1571 code for a protein of 484 amino acids. The record is from RefSeq and is a predicted model, not a curated record. NCBI's taxonomy places the organism in Eukaryota, Metazoa, Chordata, Lepidosauria, Squamata, Eublepharidae. The transcript has 3 exons.
AGCUCAGAUUCGUAGGCUGAAAUUCUCUCUAUUGUGCUGGAGAUCUGAAGGGAUUAAACUGGGGCUCUCCUUUUCACUGUUUGGGAGACGACUUUAGCAUUUGCACGUCUGUAGGAAUGGGGCCAUCGAUAUCCUUUGAGGAGGUGGCCGUGUUCUUCACAGAGGAGGAAUGGGCUCUGCUGGAUCCAGGCCAAAGAGCUCUCUACUGGGAAGUCAUGCAGGAAAAUUACGAGACUGUGGCCUCUCUGGCAGGAGAUGAGUGGAUGAUGGAGAAUGAGAGGGAUCCAGAAGUGGUGUCUGCAGAAAGGGAUGAGGAUCUAGAGGCAGAAGAGGAAGCUAAGAAACUAGAAGGAGCCAAGAGGCAGUGGAGAAGGAUAUCAGAAGCCGAGCAGCAGAAAAGGAUGGAAUUGGUUGCUUGUCAGGACAGGAACCUGCAUGAGAUCCCAAUACAAGACAAAACACAGAAGGGAAGGAGCAGGAAUAAGAGUCUUGUGAACGGGAAAGAUUUCUGCUGUAGAGCCAGUGAUAAGAAAAAUCAAAAAAUCCAAAGAGGCGAGAAACCGUAUGUAUGUAUGGAGUGUGGAAAAACCUUCAGUCAUAGUAAAAGCCUUACCAAACAUAAAAGAAUUCACACAGGGGAAAAACCCUAUCAGUGCUUAGAAUGUGGGAAGAGCUUCUGUUGGAGAGACAGUCUUAAUUCACAUCGACACAUUCACACUGGGGCUAAGCCAUUUAAAUGCUUUCAUUGCAGCAAGAGCUUUUCUGAUAAAUCAAGACUUAAUACACAUAAUAGGAUUCAUACUGGGGAAAAGCCGUACAAAUGCACCGUUUGUAACAAGAACUUUAUUGCAAGUAGCAGCCUUAUUUCACAUCAAAGAAUUCACACAGGGGAAAAACCAUAUGCAUGCUCUGAUUGUAACAAGAGGUUUUCUGAUAAAACAAGUCUUACUCAUCAUAAUAGGGUUCACACUGGGGAGAAGCCAUACCAAUGCUUGGAGUGUGAAAAGAGCUUUAGUCGGAGAAGCAACCUUACUUCACAUCAACGAGUUCACACUGGGGAGAAGCCAUUUAAAUGCUUGGAGUGUGGAAAGAGCUUCUCUUGGAGUGGCCAACUAACUGUACAUCAGUGGAUUCACACAGGGGAGAAGCCAUAUAAAUGUUCGGAAUGUGGAAAGAGCUUUUCUUGGAAUGACCAGCUAACUGCGCAUCAAAGGAUUCACACAGGGGAGAAGCCAUAUAAAUGCUUAGAGUGUGGAAAGAGCUUCUCUUGGAAUGGCCAACUCACUGUGCAUCAAAGGAUUCACACGGGGGAGAAGCCAUAUAAAUGUAUGGAGUGUGGAAAGAGCUUCAUUCGGCGAGAUCACCUUAGUUCACAUGAACGAAUUCACACUGGGGAAAAGCCAUUUAAAUGCCCUGAAUGUACCAAGAGCUUUUCUGCCAAAUCAAGCCUUAAUAAACAUAUGGGGAUUCACACAAGUAAGAAGAUAUAUAAAUUCUUAGAGUGUGGAAAGAGCUUUCCUAGUCAGUCAAGCCUUAUUAAACAUCAGAGGCUUCACACAGGAGAGAAGUGAUAAAGACACUUAGAGUGUAGAAAAAGCUUUCUUGGUCAGUCAAGACUUUUUAAACAUUGAGAAUCACAGAGGGGAGAAACCAUAUAUAUGUUUGGAGUGUGGAAAGAUCUGUAGUAGAGAUUGGCUUACUUCACAACAAAGAAUUCACAGAGUGGAGAAGCCAUUUAAAAGCUCAGAUUGUAGCAAGAGCUUUAUGAUAAAACAAGCCUUAUUAAACAUAAGAGUCACACUGGGGGAAGACAUAUAAAUGCACAGUAGGGGUAUGCAAAAACUAAACAAAUGAGCUGGGAAAACACCUGGAAAUUACUGUUUCAUUUUGUUAAAAUAGCUUCCAGAAGAAUGAACCAAAUCCAGGAAACCAAGUUAUAAUGGCACACUUCCACCCAAAAGUUUGAGUGGUUCAGUUCAUUCCUUGCAGCAGCAGCACCACCACAAGACACUGGGCACGCAUGGCAGUAUCGUUUUCUUUAACAGCAUUCACCGAUCCGAUUCCAAGGGGAGAGAGACCUUACAUUAUUAAUUAUUAAUUAACUCUGUGGGCGGGAAAGAGGAAUGAGCACAAUGCACACAAGUGCAUCUUUUCCUCCUGUUGCUACCCAGGCAAUGGCACUGUCUCCCUGCGAAUUGGUUCCUUGCAAGGGGAGAUCCCUCUCUGACUAUCAGCUUUGGAAACUUUUGGAAGGAGGAAUGUACAGACUUCAAUCGUGAGCUGCCAUCUGGGAGUAAGCACUAUUAAAUAACAUGGGACCCACAUCUGAGUAGACCUGCAAGAAUGUACCUUGGGUUGUUUCACAGCACUCCCUAGGCACUGAUCUGUCUCCCCUUCCCCCUCAAAAUCAAGGCACUUGGAUUGUCACUGUGAGGAAAAGUGCUGUGGGGUGUGUGAGCGUGCAAAUGGUCUGUUCAAUCAAUCCAACUUGAUAAAAGCCCUGGAAGACUUCAAUCAUAGGCUGCAAUUCUAAAGACACUUCAUUGGGAGUAAGCACAAGGAAACAUGGUACCAAAGGUAAUCAUUUAUUGACACUAUAGAAAAAGUGUGAACAUAAAGCAGGAUUCUUUUUAAUGCCACUACCUUCACCCAACUAUCACUUAGCCAGCCAGUUUCUCAUCAUGGUGAGCGCUGGCCAACACUCACCUUCAGGGUGCGUUGUGUGCGUAGUGUAACGGGAAAAACUAGGUGGGUUGAUGGUUUAGAGGGAGGAUUGUGUUCUGUACGAUUUUGGUGCCAUUAAGUGCAAAAACAGCUGCCCCAAAGAGCCUUGAAUCCUGCAUUGCAAAGAAUGGGGCCAAAACUCACAAUAACAAAAAAAAAAACCCCAAAUGGAUUAGAUCCAAGUUGGCAAUGACCCAGCUGGGGAAAAAAAAAAACAGUAACAGUGCUUAGUUUGGAUCCCCCAGAUCCGCAACUGAAACAGUUUUUUUCAGUGCACGCCUCUAAUGCACAGUUUGUAGAGACAACUUCAGUGGAAGUAACAGCAUCAAAGAAUUCACAUGGUAGAGAAAACAUACAGGCUCUGAGUGUAACAACAGGUUUUCUGAUAAAAUAUAGGAGUGUUCACACACGGGAGAAACCAUACAAAUACUUGGUGUGGAUCAGAACCAGACACCUUAACUCCCAUCUCUUGCUUCACAGAAGUGAGAAAGCACACCAGUGUUUAGAAUGUGGGAAGAGCUUCAUUCAGAGAGAGAGUGUUAGGUCAUAUUGACAUUGGUGAGAAGACAUAUAAAUGCUCGACUGUGUAGCAAGAGGUUUUCUAAUUAACCAAGCCUUAAUAAACACACGGAUCCAUGCAAGUAAAAAAGGCCUAGUGAGUGAAAAGGGCUUUUUUCAGAAUACCCACCAAAUUACACAUCGAAGUGUUCACCUAGGGGAGAAGCCACAUAAAUACUUGCAAUGCAAGAAGACCUUUAUCCGGAGGGACUGUUUCUUUACACAAAAGCAUUCACACAAGAAAAGCUAUAGGGAAGCUAAAAUUGUAGUAAGCGUUUUCUCAGAAAUUGACACUACAUCUGAGGGUUCUCCCAGAGAAACUAUAUACAUGUCUUCAAUGUGGAAAAGGCACCUGUUGGAAUGCAAGCCUCAGUCAACAUAAAGAAAAGCAAGCAAAAACACUUCCCAUUGUCCAAUCUAAGUUUUGCAUUCUGAUUAAAUCACUAAAUUUUCUAUCCUCAAAAUCUUGUAAACCGUGUGGAAUAGGGCUGGGAAGUAAGAUGUAGUACCACACUCUUACCGUUUUUUAUUUGAAUAAUAAACAGUGCAAUCCUAAGGGGAGUUACCCCUGUCUAAGCCCAUUGAAGUCAAUGGGCUCACACUAGAGUAACUCUCUUUAGGAUUGCACUGAAGAUCUGUUUUCUUUCGGUGUAUUGGAAUUGGCAGGUUUCUAAUUCUUGUAAUAACACUAGUAUCAGGAAAGCCGUAUAUCUGCUGAAUUGGAAUUCUGGGUUGGCUUUUCUUUUCUGCAUUGAUAAAUUGUAAUGUAAAGUUGGGGAGAGUUUCUUCUGGCUUUUGCAGAUCUUAAGGAGGUGUUUUUAUUCUUGUGGCAAGCUGCUUUGUGAGAUGUUUCAACUAAGAAAAUGGGCCAUGCAUAUUUCUGAAAUUUAUUUUCUUUAAGUAAAGAGUCCCAUUAUUCCAGCGAUGUCAUGUUAUAUUUAUUUUUCUUGUACAAUUGCAUGCUUUUCCUGUAUAAUAGCUGAUUGCUAUUCAGAAACAGAAGAUUACUCUGAGCCCAACCAGAAACUGCACAGAUCUACAUAUGGCAGAUUCUGUUGGUAACAUGAGUUUAUUAAAUAAUAGGUUUUGGAAUCAACUCUCACACCCUUCCCUGUUCCUUCUUCCUCUGGGAAGUCAGAAAAAAAUCUAUGGCUAUCCCAAUCCUCUGUCUGGCAACAACAACCCUUCCACUUGUUCCCGGGGGUACCAAAAACUAACUAAAUAACUGCCGGCUGCCACCAAUUGCUCUGAAAAUAUUUCCUGCUAAACGGAGUCCUACAUCUCACGUUCUGCAGCUGUGUUGCUAUUCAGGGGCCGACUAUGCCCCAGCAGCACCGGAGACCACUCUGCCAGAGCCUGCAAGCAAUUCCUUGCUGUCUGCCUCAGCGAUCACCACUAGGCCCCUGCCAGGCAGGACGCAAACCUGGGCCCAUACCCCUUAGGAUCACCUCCCACGCUGCAGGAACGGUGGUGGUGAAAUGCCCAGGCAGAAGUGGCACAAAGCAGGCAAAGUGUGAGUCUGGUUGGCAUACCUCUUCCCUGCAGACUCCCAACACAGCACUGAGUGUGAUACUUCCGCACAGGAUCCUGGUCAGACCACAGUGUAGCCUCCUAGCUCCACAGAUCAGCAAAUGCAGCUGAGCCGGUUCACUCCUCAGCCUAUUUAGGCUGAGGCUUGAGAGCAGUGUGUUGGUGGCUCAAUUGUUCCACUAGCUGCAAGCGUUGUACGCCAGGCACCAGCGAGUCUGUGCCUCUGAGGCCAGCCAAGUGAAUGAAUGGCUCUUGAGGAGUUCAGCUGAUCAGGCACAGGACAGACAGCGUCUUCUUUACACGGGCACCCAUUUGAGUCUCCCAGUGGGGAGGGGAGAUCAGAUGCUCAACAUUGGUAAAUUCCCAGUAGGCUAGCAAUGUUUCCAUUUCAUUUAUUUUAUUAAUCUACACCCUUGUCCUGUAAUCUGUAUUUUAUCUAGAA